Molecule: messenger RNA, 3141 nt
Organism: Daldinia caldariorum
Lineage: Eukaryota; Fungi; Ascomycota; Sordariomycetes; Xylariales; Hypoxylaceae
Exons: 3
Coding region: 1-2838 (945 amino acids)
Source: RefSeq, a predicted model, not a curated record
AUGCCUGGGGAAGAAAUGGAGAUAACGACCGAUUUCGGUCAUGCUGGGUUUGGGGAAGAUAUCGACAUAGAUCUAGAUUUUGCGGUCGGACAACCUGAUGAGGACAUGGAGCUGGCAGAUUUCGACCAAAUUCAAGAUAUCCCGAAUUUCAACUCUGACACGAGAGAUGAGCUAAUGGCCGAAGGAGAUGAUGCGUCGUAUGGUAUGAUAGACGUAGAUGCUGAAGACGUUAACCAUAACGAGGUUGUGGCAGCUGCCAACGACAUUGAGAUUGAUCUCGGCGACACCGACGAGAACUUAUGGCAACAGAAUGUCUCCCGCGAAGAGAAUAUUGAGGCUGUUGUUGAAGUUGAAUUUACCGAGACCAUUGACGCCAGUAAUGUCAACGCCGAGAAUGUUGGCAACGACCAAGGGAGCUGGUUAGAAUCAUCGUCCUAUUCUAUUAGCAAGCCUGACGAAGUAGAAGCCGGUCAGGUCGAUGCGAUUAACACGACAGAUACCAAUCUACUUCCAGAUAAUCAAAUCAUUCUGGGGGACAGCGUAGUCACCCAAGACCUGCAAGUGGCCGAGGUCGAAGGCACCAAUGCAGAGGCUCUUGACGUAAUCGAUAAUAACGUCGAGCCAGAACUGGAGGCGAGGGAUGCGUAUCACGAACAGCAAGGCGUACCUGCUGAUGAUAUUCCCCAAGAGCCUACGGAGGAAUCGACUGUCAAUAAGCAACACGAAUAUACGGAUAAUAGUGAUACUCACCCAAAUGGAUACACCAGCCAAGGUAAUGAUAUCCACGAAGCUCAAGAAGGUGAAUCACAUCAAGCCAACGGUAACGGUGAUGAUGUAUCGGAAAUUGGGUAUGACGAUGAUGAUGACCCUCUAGAGCAUGAAGAGCCGCCUUCUGCUCCUAUACCAUCUAAUCAUGAAUUCACAAUAGAAAAUCCUGCCGAACAAGAGCAGGAAGAAGCGGGGCAACAAGAUCCUCCUCACGUAGGGGAUCCUAAGCAUCAGUUAGGUAGCGACUCGCAUGACGAGCCCGCCAAUGACCAUGAAUCUAGUAAUCAAGACCCCAGUAAAGAAGAGACUAGAGAUUCUGAUGCCGAUGAUACGCAAAGUCGGUUGGAUGAACACGAUUCCGAGCCCGAAGGGUACGAGGUUGCCGUUCGUGAUGAGAAAGAAUCCGAUGCUAGCAAAACUUUUGUAGAGCAUCCUCUUUCUAUUGCUACACGCCACGAGAUGUACAUCUCCUACGGUAAUACGGAUUACAGGCUAUUCGCUAAAUCCGAAGCCGAUGAUCCUAACCAGUACUUUUUGAGUGACAUGGCGGCCUUGGAACUUCCCCUCGGCCAAUUGUUGUCAAGUCUGCGAGAUGUCAUUUCAGAGGAAGUUUCUCCUUUAGACGAAUUGGUCAUGCACGUAGAUGGUUUGGGACUGGAGUUUUCCGAGUCCUCGGCAGCCGAUAUACUAGAAGAAUUCACGUUUGGCGACAUCCUAAGCCUAUAUGACAGGCUGGUAAAAAAUGACGUAGCAGAUUCAGCACCAGAUCUCUACACACAUCUCAUGGUAAGGCCUAAUUGUAAACAACGCUUUAGGGCGCUCCAAGAUAGCGCAGACGCCGGCCGCGGCCUUUCCGAAAUUGCCAUAUAUCGAGAAGAUACGCCAAUCGAUGGAGAGAAAGCUGGCGACUUCGAUGGCCACUCUCCGUAUGCCUUGCUCUCUGGCGAAGAAGAUGAGGCCUAUGACUAUGAAGAGAGCAGUCCCGCAGCAGACGAAGCCGACCGAUAUGAUGCGGGAGAAGCUGAAAAUAAUGACGAGUCUAACUCGCCCUUGGCACAUGGCUCGGUCGUGGGUACCACCACUGAAGACCCAGCAGGCGAAGAUGACGCUGUUGACGAAGCUAGCGAAGCCGAGGAAGCCGACGAGUUUAACGGGGCUGAAAACCCCGAAGCCAAAAAAGCCGAUGAAGCUGGAGAGACCGGAGGCAACCCGAAUGAUAACGCAGACGUCAAUGCCGAUGGAACUACAGCGGACGGCCUGAUUGACUUCUCUGAUGACGAACUAGACCUUUCAUCAACGAAGCAGGGUAAUUCUCACACUUCUCCUUUCAACCCCUCACUCUCUACUCGUUGUACCGGAACCAGAACUUGCAUAUGCGAUGACUGUUUUACGGAUGAAAUCAGGAAAAUGGAAGCUAGUUGGCGGCAUCUUGACAGCAUGAGGGCAGCUUCAUCUGAUCGUACCGUCCAAACUGAGCAGCAUUUCGAUUUCCAGAUUGACCAGGACAAUAUGGACUUUCAAACAAAUUCUCGUACCACACAGCACUUUUUCAUUCCCGAAUUUCGGUCUUUCAAAAAUUUGCAAAGAGUUACUAACAUGAAACUACUUCAAGAUCAACAACUAAACGGGUUUCGGCACGAUGAUACAAACGAGACUGUGAACGAGCUGAAUGCUUUUGCCACAGCCGAACGUAAUGAUCCGGAUCAGCAUCCAUCACCGACGAACGGAACAGUCGACGCUCCCAACUCCGAUAUUACUAGCGCCACUGCCACCCUGAACGGCGACGAUAAAGACGAAAUCGACUACUCGGAUGAUGAUGGAGAGGAUGUUGCGGCUGGCAACGAUGUCACUUUGAACCAUAGCAUCAACGUGUCGGCAACCCUUAAGGUGCCAGUUGAUGAUGAGAUCACGUGGGAGUCGGAAGACGAAGACGCUCAGGAUGAAUCCACUGCGGUCCCCAAGGUAACGGUACAAGUGUCUCCGAUAUCUGGAAAACGUAACCGGUCAGAUUCUGACCUGGGAGAAGGCGCAACUGAGCGUAACGAUGUCAAGCGUCGUCGUCCGUCAUGAUUUCUCCGAAUGUUCCAACCCGAUUUUCUCUUUAUUUCUGUCCCCCCCUUUUCCGACAUACAACAUAUUCGGACGCAUCACUAAUGAGCUGAUGUCGAACUCGCACAUUUGCAGUCUACCUACAGAUACGCGAUUCUGCCCCAGGGACGUAGUUUGAUUUCGACAUACUAACAUACAGGUACGAGGGAUAUUAGAAACGGUCAGGUAUUUUUAAUGGUAAGUUUAUUUGAUAACGAAGACAAAAAGUUGCAGCCCGCAAGGAUACACACGACGGAUCCGUCGCGAGCCGAUACGGUGAUGAGG